Pieris napi is the source of this 1165-nucleotide messenger RNA. RefSeq names its product probable tRNA (uracil-O(2)-)-methyltransferase. The record is from RefSeq and is a predicted model, not a curated record. Lineage: Eukaryota; Metazoa; Arthropoda; Insecta; Lepidoptera; Pieridae. Gene Ontology annotation, biological process: tRNA methylation. Bases 24 to 1121 code for a protein of 365 amino acids. The transcript is spliced from 2 exons. Gene Ontology annotation, molecular function: tRNA (uridine) methyltransferase activity.
CAAGACAAUUUAUUGUGUUUAAAAUGGGUUUGUAUUUUCUAAAUAUUUCUUUUACACAGAUAUGGCCUGAGUGUACAGACCCUUCUAAAUUUGUGUAUGAAGACAUAUCUAUAGCCACAUACUUACUGUUGCUGUGGGGUAAUACACCAAAUACAACAUUUGUAGAUGUCGGUUGUGGCAAUGGAUUGUUAGUUUACAUCUUAACAAUGGAAGGUGGUAUAGGUCUUGGUGUAGAUGUCAGGAAGAGAGGUAUCUGGGAUAUGUAUCCUAAUAAUAUAAAAUUAGAGGAAAAAACAAUAACACCAGCUAAUAUUAAGGAUUUAUCUAAAUAUGAGUGGAUAAUUGGAAAUCAUUCAGAUGAACUUACCCCUUGGAUUCCGGUUAUUGCCGCCCAAGGCUAUAAUAAUAAAUUUUUCCUACUUCCUUGUUGUGCAUUUAACCUAAAUGGAACAAAAUACAAGAGACGAGACUCAUCAAAAAGUCAAUAUGGUGACUAUUUAGAAUAUAUUAAAUCUCUUUGUGAAGAUUUUGGUUUUGAUGUAAAACUAGACAGGUUGAAAAUUCCUAGUACAAAACGCAUAUGCCUUGUAAGUGAAAAGAGGGCAUAUCAAGAAGAAGAAUAUGAAAAGUAUUGCAAUUUUAUUCAAGAGACAUUGAACACAGCACUGAGGAUAAACAGUAAUUUAAAUUUUAAAGCAAGGGAAAAAGUUGAAAAGGUUAGAAAUUGUACACAAGUUGAUAAAGAUAUCUUGGAAUGGAUUGUUCAAUGUAUUGCAAAAUAUUUAAUACAAGGUUGUGAGCUUGAAAAAUCUUGGUCUUCUGGAAAAGAAGUAGAAAUUGCUGAGGUUAUUAAUCUUAUUCCGGAAAAUAUAUUAAAAAACCUUAAAUCUGAGUGUGGAGGCUUGCAAACUCUUCUAAGAAAUAAUCAUCAUAUAUUCAAAGUAAUUAAAGGAAAAGUUCAGUUAAGAUACCCAAAAACUAUAGAGGAAGUUAAAAAAACUAUGAAGCAUAAAAAUAAAACCUUUAAAGUGCAAGUUAAGCAGUGUUGGUUCUAUGACAAUCACCCACAAGGCUGUCCAUUGUCUGAUGACAAUUGUAGUUUUUUACAUUUUGUAAAAUAAAAACAAAACAAUAAAAAAUAUAAAAAAUUUAUUUAUCAUUUAAA